Messenger RNA from Psilocybe cubensis, 1026 nucleotides. RefSeq lists its product as uncharacterized. The transcript is spliced from 2 exons. The coding region runs from base 1 to 1026 and encodes 341 amino acids. The record is from RefSeq and is a predicted model, not a curated record. NCBI's taxonomy places the organism in Eukaryota, Fungi, Basidiomycota, Agaricomycetes, Agaricales, Agrocybaceae.
AUGCCGUCAGUCGCGAGUUCGACGCCGCUGGAUGUUCUCCGGCUCAUCUUCAGCUGUCUGCCCUCGCCGGACCUCGCUGUCUGGUGCCGCGUCAACCGCACCGUCCAUCCCGUCGCCAAGGAGGCUCUCUACCGCGCCCUCUAUCCAUCCCGCCGCAAUGUCCUCCCUCUCUGUCUCAAGCUCGCCACUGAGCCAGACAUCGCCCUCCGCGUCCGCGCUUUCACCAUCACCGACGACACCGUAGACAUGUUCCUCGGCGUCAUCGCAGACGCCCUCCUCAAGCUCCCCCGCCUCCGCGCCCUCUUCCUCUUCAUCGGCCCCAUGUCCUCCUGGAUCCUCCCCCGCCCCGACGCUUGUCCCUUCCAGCUCCACGAGUUCUCCACCAGCUUCUUCUUCGACGAGCCUCUCCAGUCUUUCCUCCAGUCCCAGCGCAGUCUCCUCCACCUCCGCGUCUCUGCCCCCCGCGAUCUCUCCCUCUCGCGCGCCAUCCGCCCGCCCAUGUUCCCCAACCUCGUCUCCAUAGCCGCUCCCAUGUCCGUCGUCGAGGCAGUCAUCCCCGGCCGCCCCGUCCGCAAUGUCACUUCCUAUCACUUUAAUCACCAUCCCCCGUCUGUUUCCUGCUUUGCCCGCUCAACAUCGCCCGCGGGUGUCCAGCGCCUCAUGCUCAACUUUACUUAUCUCCAGACUCUUGCGCCUGACCAGCUCGCUGAAUUCACUCCCAAUCUCAAGUCAUUCACUAUAGACGCAGAUGCCAUCAAGCCAGAUGACUACGAGAUGGUAGACCAGUUAACUGAGUGGAUAGAAGAGUAUCUGUCAUACGCAAAACAUUUAAAUUGUCUCAUCAUCCGCUUUUAUCCCGCACUAUCCAGUGUCCCCUGUCAAGAGAUUGACUUUUCUGAUAUGAUCACAAGUAUCUUUGCUGCCUCGGUCCAUCUCGAGCAUGUUAUCGUACUAUUUAACGGCGUCAAGGCAAAAUAUGUCUGUAGACAACCACCAGGCCAAGAUUGGUAUAUUGUCAACGAUUAA